UGAUGAACAAAUGAGAUAUUGGCCUUACUUUGGCGAGUCAGAGGUUGAAAAUGUCGAAAGUCACAAGGCUAUUAGCGAGCUCUUCUCGAAUAGGAUCAAGGAUAUGCCUAUGCUUCAUCUCCGUGCCGAACAGGCUGCAAACUUCGGAGACUGCUGCAAAAGAUUUCUAGCAGAUGUGGGCUGUUCUGUUACAGAUGUGUUACAUUUCUUGCUCGACAAGGAAAAGCCUAUUCCCGAUGAGUUGGUACCUCUUGAUUGGGAGGCUGUCUGGAACGACCGCGAAGACCAUUUGGAGGAGAAUUAUAAUCAAGAUGACGAGAAAGAAAUGAAAAGAUGGCGAGAAGUACAGAGAAAACUGCCCCCCUCCAGUCCCACAUCGAUUGCCGUGGCUGGACUGGCGUGCAAAGCUUUCCUCGACGCUACGGGAUUCAGUAUAUGGCAUAUUGCCAAGAAGGAAAAUCUGGUGACCGACAUCGAGAGUCCGCGCAAAACGGCUUUCAAUACACCAAUUACCAAGUCCCAAGCUCGUCAAGCACGAGAAUCAGACCCAUAUACAUUGGGGACUUAUGCCGACUUGGGCUGCUUAGUUUGCUUCGCGUGAGUCCAUCCACAUGUUUCCAAAACCAGUGCUCAAAAUUCUUAUAUUUUAUUGUUGGAUGCAGACAUGAAUGUCCUGGCCAUGGCGCAUUUGCCGAUGAUGAUGAUGAUGACGAUGAUGCGGAAGAAGUGGAAGAAGCUGCGCUCUCCCCAAGAAGCCGGACUCAUGCGUUAUUUCCCCGCAUCGCGAAGAUCAGCGAGCUGCUAGAAGGUGGCACUGAGGAAUUGUUUGCUUCACACCUCUCCGCAGAGACUCUACACAAUGAAUCUGGCCUCGACGACAACGGAGAGAUCUGGGGAGACCCUCCAAUUCCAGUGGAGGAAAAUGAAGAUGAUCUCCUCGCAGAUGAUGAGCUCUGCUCGCCUUUUUGCUUCUGGAAGAAGAGUAACAGAUCGUCAUCCAACCUUUCUGGUUGGUCUGAAUCAGAGCUAGCUUUGCUCGACGCCCUGUUGCCGGCGUAUGUCACCAGUAAACGCUGCGCCUGCUUGCUGGCUCAUUCGCUUUCAAAGCGCUGCAUUGAUGUAUAUUUUAGAGUGCGGUCAAAGAUAAAUGCGAAUGGACUAUCGACUGCCGCUAAACUUCUUCAAAGCGACCGUAUUCGCAGUCGACUGACAAACAAAAGGGGCUUCGAGCACUGGCUCGAAAACUCAAAAACUUGGAAACACCAUGAACGAGGGGCAUUCAAGCCAUGCAAUCAUGUGGGUUCCUGUGAAAAGAGGGGCUGCCCGUGCUAUGAAGCUGGCAUCACUUGUGAGAAAGCAUGCAUGUGCUCGGACGGAUGCACUCGCCGCUUCCGAGGCUGCUCCUGCGCUCGGGGGAACCGCCCAUGCUGGAAGAACAAGAGAUGCGACUGCUACAAAUUGAAUCGCGAAUGCGAUCCAGACCUAUGUGGCACUUGUGGCGCAGCAGAAGCAUUGGAUCCUGUCAAUCGCUACGAUGAGAGGGCUCGACUCCAUUGCUGCAGCAACAUGCACAUCCAGAAAAACGUUCCUAAGCGCACACUCCUUGGCCAUUCUGCAGUUGCUGGCUGGGGUUUGUACAUGGGCGAGCCGGCCAAGGCAGGUGAUUAUCUCGGAGAAUACAAGGGCGAAGUAAUCUCCAAGGAUGAAUCCGAGCGUCGAGGAUGGGUCUAUGAUAACAGGAAUAUUUCCUACCUCUUUGAUCUCAACAUGAAUCAAGUACUCGAUUCAACAAGAGCGGGCAACAAAUUCCGCUACGUCAAUCACCAGGACAAACCAGACGUGAACUGCGAGCCCCGAGUCCUGUUCUGCAACAUGGCUCACCGAAUCGGAAUGUACGCAACCCGAGAUAUCCAAGUCGGUGAAGAAUUGUUGUUCGACUACGGCUACUCCGGCGAGGCCGUCAAAUUCGUCAAAGUCAAGCUCCGCAAGAACAGUAACAACACAGGCGACUCCAGCCGAGACGCAUCCGGUACCAACAAGGGAAGCACAUCCCGGAUCAUACUCACCGUCAAAAAGCCCGGUAAACGCGGGGGUGCGCGCGCCGGGGCCGGGAGGAAACCACGCGCCCUAAAAGCCGCCGCAGCUGCAAAAGCAAAACUUGCAGCUUCCGCGACCGCAACAUCCGGAACCGUGGCAUCGUCAUCGUCACCAUCAUCUUUGAAGCUAGUAUCUCAAUAUUCUGCAAAACCAAAACAAAAACAUGCAAUCACACCUUCCUCGACCUCUCCGUCACUAUUAGUAUCGCCCUCCUCGUCAUCAUCAGCUGCAGUUGCAGCAACAUUAGCCGCCGCGCCCGCAGGAGCAUCAGCGGGGACACAUAGUAAUAAGAUUACUACUCUACGCGUACAUGGCCCAUCAUCACGCGACUCGUCGUCCACAAUUACGAGCAUGAAACGCAAACGCGGAUCAGCAGCUAUGCCGUCGGGAUUGCAUGGGCUCAUGAUGGACGGCAGUGCAGACGCGAUUCCCAUUAUCGAGAUUGAAGACGACGACGACGAUGAUGAAGAUGGAGAAGAUGAAGAAGAGGAUAGCGAGGAUGACGAGGAUGAAGAGGACGAAGGAGAAGAAGAAGAUGGACGAGGAAGAAGAGCAGGAGAUGAGGAAGGAGAAGAAGUCGAAGUCGAAAUGAUCGGCGAAGAAGACGAAGACUAUCACAACAGCGCAAACGAGGAGGAGUCUGAAGCGUCGUCUUCUGCCGUGUCUGCUUCUGCACCUAUUAUGAAAUCGUCGAGGUUCAGAAGAUCCCAGCGCUGGAAGAAAAGGAGAGUGGGUUGAACGGGAUGAAAAUCUUGAUACAUUCACAGCUGUGUCUUGAUACCUUUACAGUCGUGUUUCUGUUGGUAUCAAAGCGUUCGCAUUACAAUUAUAAUCAUCCUUUCACCUAACGAAAAGGUGCAGUACAGUCAUACCAUAGCCACUUCCAUUAAUAGUUUUCCAAGGUUCAAUGCAAGAAGAUACUUAUUUAC
Messenger RNA from Xylona heveae TC161, 3026 nucleotides. RefSeq lists its product as hypothetical. Bases 334 to 2835 code for a protein of 833 amino acids. Gene Ontology annotation, biological process: chromatin remodeling. NCBI's taxonomy places the organism in Eukaryota, Fungi, Ascomycota, Xylonomycetes, Xylonales, Xylonaceae. The transcript is spliced from 5 exons. Gene Ontology annotation, molecular function: protein binding; histone methyltransferase activity. The record is from RefSeq and is a predicted model, not a curated record.